Molecule: messenger RNA, 1227 nt
Organism: Dermatophagoides pteronyssinus (European house dust mite)
Lineage: Eukaryota; Metazoa; Arthropoda; Arachnida; Sarcoptiformes; Pyroglyphidae
Gene: mRpS22
Product: mitochondrial ribosomal protein S22
Cellular component (GO): mitochondrial small ribosomal subunit
Molecular function (GO): structural constituent of ribosome
Source: RefSeq, a predicted model, not a curated record
UUUAAAAAUUUUCUUUUUUUUUGAAUAAAAUUUUUUUCUUUUCUUUUUGCUGACAAAAUGUUUAAAUUUCAUAAACGUAAUUUAUUGAAAUUAUUUUCACAAUCAGAAAAUCUUCAUAGGAUAUCGAAUUCAAGAUGUUUUACAACGACCAGAUUUCUUUCGAAUGAAAUGAAUGAAAAAAAUCAAUCGACAACAACAACAAGAAAUGAUAUGGAAGAUUUGUUUCUUGAUAAACGUGUUGGUUAUCUACUCAAAGCAUUAACCGGUUAUGAUCCGGUAAAAGUUUUUUCCACUAAAUCCUUAGAUAGUCUUAAUUCACCUAAAUAUCGUCUUAUGACUGAUGAACAAUUAAAAAUGGAAAUCAAACAAGCUGAUCAACGAGCAGAUUCAUUGUUACAAAUGCCACCGGUAAAAUAUCCAACAGAAUAUGAGCCAAGAAUUUUGGAAAAAGAUAUUGCACUUCAAGGUUUUCUUGAUCCAUCAAUCAAAUUAGUUUUUAUGGAUGCUACAGCCGGUUUUACGGACAAUGAAAGAAUGAUUGUUGUACGUGAACCGGAUGGAACAUUGCGUGAAGCAAAUCGUGAAGAAAGACAUCGAACUAAUCAAAUAUUUUAUCCAAUCGAUGAACGUCACAUUGAAUUACCUAAAAUGUUUGAUGAACCACAUCUAACUGAAAUGAUGAAUCGAGCAGCAUAUAAAUUAUUAUUAGAUAAUAUUUGUCUGCAUUUUGAACCAGAAGAUCCAAAAUAUCAAGAUUUAUGUCAUAAAACUUAUGAACAUAUCACAUCAAAUAAUAAUUUUGAUCAUUUAUUAUUCACACGUCAUUAUGGUGGAAUGGUUUUCUAUUUAGCAUUCAAUCGUAAAAUUGAUUCACUUUUAUAUCAUCUAAUCACUGAACAACGAAUCAAUGAUGGACAUAAUCUAUUAAUUUUAUAUUACAUUAUUAAUCCAAGUGAUGAAGUAUCGAAAAUUGUUGAUGAAUUCAAUUCAAUCACACCGCAAGAAUCAUUAGAAUCUGUUGCCGAUAUUAAUCGAAUAGAAUCAUCAAAACCAAUAGAAAUGGAAAAAUUUCUGAAUUUAUUAAAGAUUUACUUGAAAAAUGAUUCCAAUUCGAAUCUAAAAUCACGAUUAGAAUUAUCAUUGCAAAAGCUGUUAUCCGAACAACAACGAGAUGAAGCGAAAAAUUGAUAAUAAUUUUUAAAAAUCUAGAUCAUCAUCCGGAUCUUC